This is a messenger RNA of Pseudophryne corroboree (corroboree frog), 4060 nucleotides long. RefSeq names its product protein kinase C eta (gene PRKCH). The transcript is spliced from 14 exons. The record is from RefSeq and is a predicted model, not a curated record. Gene Ontology annotation, molecular function: diacylglycerol-dependent serine/threonine kinase activity; ATP binding. Bases 714 to 2786 code for a protein of 690 amino acids. Gene Ontology annotation, biological process: protein phosphorylation. Gene Ontology annotation, cellular component: cytoplasm; nucleus. Lineage: Eukaryota; Metazoa; Chordata; Amphibia; Anura; Myobatrachidae.
CCUCUGCAAAAUCUCCUUUUGCCAUCUUGUAUCUAGCACACGUAUAAAUACAGUACUUAACUUUAGUUUUGGCAAUCAAAAUAUUCAUCUUGUUUCUUUGGUGUAAUCAUGCAAUCGGCGCGUUUAAUUCUGUGCAGCAGCAUUAAUAUGAUGCUUAAAAUGUAUAUGCAUGUACAGUAUCUAACAACUUUGUAACGAAGUACAGUAGAUUGGCAACAUACAGUAGUCUCACGUAUGCACUGCCUGCAAUGAACGUGGCAGGCCGCUAGGGGCAGUGUUGUACCCCGCACCUUCAGUUGAAAGCUUCCUGGUUGUUGCUCGCUUCACACCAGCAGUCUCGGGACUCUGAGCAAUGCACUCUGCAGUCAGUGCACAGAACUGAUCUCUACGCAGGAUCCCUGUGCCCAGGCUGGGUGACUCUUCACUGAUUACUAAAGGACGGAAAAGGACUGCGCCUACUGCUAAUCUAGUGCCUGCCCUUGGGAGGGGUGCAGAAACUUUCGGAGCCACACUAGUGUGAGACUGGCUGCAAACACUGACUGAGGUCUAGGCUGAUCCCCCAUGCAGGUCAGUACUCUCUGGGAGUCCUGGCGAUGGGCAGAGGAAGACUGGCUGCAGGUGCAGAGUGACCGAGACCUACAUCCCCAGUAAGGAGUGCUUUAAGUCUCGAUCUCCCCCUGCUACCAAGCCCCACCAGAGGUCUUUCCAGGUCUAUGGCUGGGACCAUGAGGUUCAGUGGUAAUCUGAAGCUGAAGAUCGGAGAAGCGGUGGGUCUGCAGCCCACCCGGUGGUCCCUGAGGCACUCCGUCUUUAAGAAGGGCUCAUCCUUACUGGACCCUUACAUCACUAUCAAUGUGGAUGAGUGCGCCAUCGGGAAGACCACCGUCAAGCACCGGACUAAUAAGCCCACCUACAAUGAGGAGUUCUGUGUGACUAUCUGUGAGGGGAGCAAGAUGGAGCUGGCUGUCUUCCAUGGGACCCCUAUAGGGUACGAUGACUUUGUGGCCAACUGCAACCUCAGCUUUCAGGACCUCCUCAGGAACUGCGGACCAUCAGACUCCUUUGAAGGCUGGAUUGAUUUAGAACCAGAGGGCAAAGUAUUUGUUGCCAUGACGCUGAUGGGUAGUUUUACAGAAGGAACAAUGCGGGAUGGACGGCUGCUUAGGCACUUUACAAGGAAACGCCAUAGGGCUAUGAGACGGAGGGUGCACCAAGUGAAUGGACACAAGUUUAUGGCAACUUAUCUCCGGCAACCAACAUACUGCUCACACUGCAAAGAUUUCAUCUGGGGAGUGUUUGGCAAGCAGGGAUAUCAGUGUCAAGUUUGCACGUGCGUGGUUCACAAGCGCUGCCACCAGCUGAUUGUCACAGCCUGCACCUGCAUGAACAACUCGGCCAAAGUGGAAAAAAAGAUCUUUGAACAACGGUUUGGUAUCAAUUUACCUCACAAAUUCCGUUAUCACAAUUACAAAGUGCCAACAUUUUGUGACCAUUGUGGAUCUCUGUUAUGGGGGCUGUUGAAGCAAGGACUACAAUGUAAAAUGUGCAAAAUGAACGUACACAAGCGUUGUGAAGCAAACGUGGCACAUAACUGCGGAGUGAAUUCAGUGGAGUUAGCAAAUGCUUUGGCGGGGAUGGGGCUACAGCCUGGGAAUAUUGCCGUCACACGGAAUUCAGACCAGAGCCUGGUCAGAUCAGAGAACGGCACAGAAGAGGACUCUCUCUCCAACACGUCUUCGCAGUACAAAUUUGGGAUAGAGGAUUUCGCCUUUAUCCGUGUGCUGGGGAAAGGCAGUUUUGGAAAGGUGAUGCUCGCCAAAUCUAGAGACUCCGAUAGCCUGUACGCAGUGAAGGUGCUAAAGAAGGAUGUGAUUCUUCAGGAUGACGAUGUGGAAUGUACCAUGACCGAGAAGCGCAUUCUGUCCCUGGCGUGCAAUCACCCGUUCCUCACACAGCUCUUCUGCUGCUUCCAGACUCCUGACCGGUUAUUUUUCGUGAUGGAGUUUGUAAAUGGUGGAGACUUGAUGUUCCACAUCCAGAAGUCUCGGCGGUUUGAUGAAGCCCGCGCCUGCUUCUACAGCGCUGAAAUCACUUCUGCCCUCAUGUUUCUUCAUGACAAAGGAGUCAUUUAUAGAGAUCUGAAGCUGGACAACGUUUUGCUCGAUCAUGAAGGUCAUUGCAAGCUGGCUGACUUUGGGAUGUGCAAAGAGGGGAUUCGUGAAGGAUGUACAACUUCAACAUUCUGCGGGACACCUGAUUACAUUGCACCAGAGAUUUUACAAGAGAUGUUGUAUGGACCUCUGGUGGACUGGUGGGCUAUGGGUGUUCUUCUGUAUGAAAUGCUUUGUGGCCAUGCCCCCUUUGAAGCAGAGAAUGAGGAUGAUCUUUUUGAAGCUAUCUUGAAUGAUGAAGUUGCCUAUCCUGCCUGGCUCUCCCAGGAUGCCACGGGAAUUCUUCAGGCCUUCAUGAAGAAAAAGCCCAGUAAACGACUUGGAAGCCUGGCUCUGGGGGGAGAGAAGGCCAUCUUGUGGCAUCCAUUUUUUAAAGAUAUCAACUGGGAUCAGCUAAACAAAAAAGAAAUUGAACCUCCGUUUAGACCUAGGAUUAAAACCAGAGAAGAUGUGAGCAACUUUGACCCAGAGUUCAUUAAAGAGGAAGCCGUAUUAACCCCCAUUGAUGAGAAGCUUCUCCCAAUGAUUAAUCAGGAUGAGUUCAGAAACUUCUCUUACACUGCUCCAGACCCUUUGAACAUUUCACAGGAUGGAAAUGCCAGGAUGUUGCAAUAAGUAAAAUAUGACAGCAGCAGAGAACACAAGGGAAACGGCUGUUAUGUCUUGGUUGGCAUAAUGCAUUACUGCACUCAGAAGCUGAAUUAUUUAUAGUGCUGGUACUGUAUUGCCAUGCCCUGAAUUUUAAGCAUCUAUUGGUGUUUGAAAGCUGAAGGCUCCAUUUGACACAUAAAUGACUGUGGUGAAGAGGAUUUCUCAAGGAUUUUGCAGUCUUCGUCUUGCAAUCUGCAUCCCAAGUCUCACUCUCUACCAAACUAGCAAGAAGGUUUAAGAAGAUUUGUGCUUCCGACUGAAACUUCAGUCUCUGUUUAGAGCUGCAUCUGUGCUAGAUCAAACUAUAGUGCUCUGUCAGAAGGCAAAUUAGCGCAUCGCCAUGGAUGACACCUGAUAUUUAGGAAGGAGAAUUUAAAGGGCUUUUUUAAACAUUGUAGAAGAAUUGUUCAAUUUUCAUCCCAUAGGCAUUUUGUUACGCAGCUAUAGAUGCGGAUCUGACCUCUGGAAAAUUCCAGUAUAUGUAAAUGAACCUGAGGUUAUAGAUCACAAGAAGCUAAGCCAUACACAAUAAGGCAAUGAUAUGGUAGAUACCACAGUUACAAGCUGAAGUUCAGAGACGUUAUUUGAAUUACUGUAGUUACAGCCAGUCGUUAUUGUGGGAAGUGGCCAAGGUGGAGAAGCAGUUUUGCUCCAGAAUAAACGACAUAAACCUUCCGCCACAAGGUGGCGAAUAUGAACCGUUUGGUCAUACAAAUAUGCACCUAUAGGAGUAGUUACAUACGAGCACAAGACAGGUAUGCCAAGAGCAACCCAUGUGCUGUUUUCCGAUUCUUCAAUGCUUCUUUUCAUUUUUUUUUUAUAAGUUAUUUCUUUCUAAUAUUAUCACCAGAAACAAAACAGAAUUCCCAGUUAGAUUUUCUUGUAUUUUAAGGCCACCCAUGACUAAACAACAAUAUAUAGCAUAAGCAAACUAAGAUGUAAAAGUGUUUGCUAAACACACACUUGCUAAAUAAGCUAUAAAGUACUUAUAUGAUGGAGAACGCUCAACUACUUAAUUGGGGACAUACUGUACUUGAUUUACAUGUUGUAACGCAAACAUCCCAUUCCUUAUAAUAGGUAGGCUACUGAUCUGACGAUCUAGCAAUGACAGCACAGGCUGCUCCAUCUGUAGCUGCAAGUCAUUGUCUUACAAUAGAAAUGAUGGUAUAAAAGCAAUAUGCCUUUGUGUAUUUAGUAUAUAUUUUCCUAAAUGAAAUGAAAAUAACUUUUUAAACCUG